AUGCCGGGUAGACCAAAAGUCAAUAGAAGAAAGGAUGCAAGUGAAAAAGGUGCAACACAUACUGUGUCAAAGGUUGGGAAAAUUUUUUUGUGUAGUGUAUGCAAGCAAGCAGGACAUAACAAGGUUACAUGUUCUCAAGCUGAAAAGCCAACAAAAUUCAAGGUAAAGAAAAGGAAGAGAGCAUAUUGUAAUGUUGGGGAAGGAAGCAGUGGUAAGAAGGCAAAGGAUGUUACAGAUGAGCAAGGAAGUAAGGGUAAUAAGGGCAUUAAUGGUAAUGUCGGGGAAGGAAGCAGUGGUAAGAAGUCAAUGGAUGUAACAGAUGAGCAAGAGCCAAGAGAAUGUUUCGAAUUAAGUGUGAAUGUUUGCUGUUAUGUAUUCAAUGUUGUUAUGUAUUGA
Molecule: messenger RNA, 396 nt
Organism: Lactuca virosa
Lineage: Eukaryota; Viridiplantae; Streptophyta; Magnoliopsida; Asterales; Asteraceae
Source: the annotation of a GenBank genome assembly